This is a messenger RNA of Diorhabda carinulata, 1376 nucleotides long. RefSeq names its product 3'-5' ssDNA/RNA exonuclease TatD. Gene Ontology annotation, molecular function: single-stranded DNA 3'-5' DNA exonuclease activity. Gene Ontology annotation, cellular component: cytosol. The record is from RefSeq and is a predicted model, not a curated record. Bases 143 to 1060 code for a protein of 305 amino acids. NCBI's taxonomy places the organism in Eukaryota, Metazoa, Arthropoda, Insecta, Coleoptera, Chrysomelidae. The transcript is spliced from 6 exons.
CAACAAGUAAAUUUUUGACACGAACGCUAGACCUGGAUCCAAUAUUUCAAUGUUUGUAGUCAGUUUUUUAUAAUUAGAUUAUAUUUAUUAUAAUUGCCAAUUAAAAAUUUUUACUGUUUAUUCUCAAACGUAUUUACGUAACAUGGCAGCUCAAGUAGAGAACCAGGAAUUGGAUUUAUUAGAUAUGGAAAAAUACUACGAAAAUUACAUUCUUAUUGAUAUUGGUGCUAAUCUCACAAAUAAAAAGUAUAGUAGGGAUUUAGAUUCAGUUAUACAAAGAGCUAAAGAUUCAGGUGUUAGAAAAAUUAUGGUAACUGGAACUUCCGUAAAAGCAAGCAAAGAGGCUCUUAGAUUAACCAGAAUAUAUCCAGAUACCUUAUACUCUACAGCAGGUAUACACCCUCAUGAUGCAAAAUCUUAUACAGACGAAUCAUGGGAUGAGUUAAGGCAUAUAGCAAACAAUACAGAGUGUGUAGCAAUUGGAGAAUGUGGAUUAGACUACAACAGAAAUUUUUCGGAUCCAGAAGAUCAAAAACUAGUGUUCAGAAAGCAUGUCGAAUUAGCCAUUGAAACGAACAAACCAAUAUUUGUACACGAACGAGACGCCCAUGAAGAUCUACUGAAGGUUCUAGACGAAUACAGUGCUAAGUUACCCCCUGUUGUGAUACAUUGUUUUACAGGUACUCAAGAGCAAGCUCUAGCAUAUCUUGAUAAAGGGUUUUACAUAGGACUAACAGGAUACUUAUGUAAAGAUAAAUCAGACGCUGGAGUGCGGAAGCUUCUGGAAUCAGGAUCUUUACCUCUAGAUAGGUUGGUUGUUGAAACAGACUCCCCAUUUAUGUAUCCCAAUACUCGUGCCUCAAAAUUACCAGAUCAAGUUAAGGAUAGUUUAACAGAAAGAUCGAUGAUGUUUCUGCACCGUUAUUGUACAUUUCAACGAAACGAACCUUGCUCAUUACCCGCCAUUGUCGAAAUGAUAGCAGCUUUUAUGAAAAAGAAACCGGAAGAGGUAGCGUUAGCGACAUCUUUUAAUUCUAUGAAAUUGUUCGGUUUAUCGUAAUUGUUGACAAAGGCAGAUAUAAAAAGAUGAUAUAAUGUCCGAAAGGACAAUAUAGGUCGAGGUUUAUGUCGUGCUGAUGAUUUUUUAUAUUCAGCCCUAUUUCAAAACAUAUUUUUUUGUGUGUGUGCUUUCGUUGGCAUUGUUAAUAAUAAAAAUAAUCUGUCAACAAAAAUACGUCACUUUUAAAAAAUAUUAUCACAAUACUCGUCUGAGAUAAGGCUGAUAGUUGUUAAAUUUUUGGAAUUUAAUUUAAAGUUGCCAUUUAUAUAUAUUUUUGCUAUUUUGAAGUUAUAUUUAUACAGAUACACACAUAUAU